AUGACUUCGUCGGGAAAACCAAAGACAACCCGAUCAAAGAGGCCUGGGCUAGAGCAGCUUCUCCAAAAGCAGCUAGACGCCUUCGAUGACGAGAGCCGCCCUAUGCUUCAAUCUCAACACGAACGCCUACAAUCAUGCUUGGCUUUUCUUGAAAAUCCUGUCCCGACUGGGCUGUCGGAGGCACAACGCUUCGGGAGAUUAAGGGCGCGAAAACUGUUGUUCGACAUUCUUCGACAUCUAGGUGAAGUACCUUUUCUGCUCUGUGCUACCGCAAUAAGUAUCACCAGGUUGGCAAGACUGUCAGAUGAAACUGUGCUGGAAGUACGUGGAUGGUGGAAAACGGUCAAGAGGUGCCCGAAUGGUCUUCUUAUCAAGGCCAAAGAAAUAUGCAAUGACGAAUUUAGACAAAAAUACACAGCGGGUGAGGCUCUGCUCAACCCUCGACGAAAAUAUUCACUAAUACAAAUAACAGAUAUGCCGAGACAAACCCCUCCCUCGACUCAACCUCCUCCCACAAUCGUCGACAUUGAGUUCACAGAGCUUUUGAACUUUUUUCAAAAGUAUGAGCUAGAUUCUCCAAAGUUGAAGCUUAUUUGUCCCCUGUUUGGCUCACCAUUGCCGUGGAUUGAUAUAAAUCUCGAUUCUUCGGAAAGGACAGCACAUAUCGAACUUUCUUUGAGAGCAAGUGAGGCGUUGGUGAAGCAUAUUCGAGUCGCACGGGAUCUAAGCGGCGUAACGGAAGUACCGAACUGA
Messenger RNA from Penicillium angulare, 753 nucleotides. RefSeq lists its product as uncharacterized. The record is from RefSeq and is a predicted model, not a curated record. Lineage: Eukaryota; Fungi; Ascomycota; Eurotiomycetes; Eurotiales; Aspergillaceae. The transcript has a single exon. The coding region runs from base 1 to 753 and encodes 250 amino acids.